Molecule: messenger RNA, 6361 nt
Organism: Megalopta genalis
Lineage: Eukaryota; Metazoa; Arthropoda; Insecta; Hymenoptera; Halictidae
Source: RefSeq, a predicted model, not a curated record
UCUAAAUUAUCAGAUAGUAAUUAUAUGAAAAGUAGUAUUGAAAUAUCAACAGAAAUAAAUUCUUCUAUUUCCAUUAUUGCUACUCAAGAUCGAUUUAAAUUAGCAUCUUGGGGAUUACCUCCAAAUAUUCUUCAGAAAUAUGAAGCAAGAGGAAUAAAAGAAAUGUUUACAUGGCAACUGGAAUGUUUAUCGAACCAUAAAGUCAUAGAAGAGAAACGUAAUCUUGUAUAUUCUGCUCCAACAUCUGCUGGAAAAACAUUAGUAGCAGAGAUCCUUAUGAUAAAAACAGUUCUAGAAAGAAGAAAAAAAGUAAUUUUUAUUUUGCCAUUUAUAUCUGUCGUUCGAGAAAAAAUGUACUACUUUCAAGACUUAUUGUCUGAUAGUGGUAUUAGAGUUGAUGGAUUUAUGGGAGGUCUAGUUCCUCGUGGAGGAUUUGCAACUACACAAAUUGCAAUUGCAACAAUUGAGAAAGCAAAUUCUUUAAUAAACCGUUUAAUGGAAGAAAAUGAAUUAAUCAAUUUAGGAGCUGUAGUAAUUGAUGAAUUACACCUUGUUGGAGACCCAAAUCGAGGAUACCUUUUGGAAUUACUUCUAACUAAAUUGAAAUAUAUGACUCUUAGAGAUGAAAAUAUUAAUAUACAACUAAUUGGUAUGUCUGCAACACUUCCAAAUUUAACACUUUUAGCAGAGUGGUUAAAUGCAGAACUCUAUAAGACAGACUUUAGACCCAUACCUUUAAAUGAACAAUGCAAGAUCAAUAAAAACAUUUAUGAUAAUAAAUUAUGCCUCAUUAGAACUUUAAUGCCAAUGCCUGAGCUCACUAUGGACAUAGAUGAUAUUUUUCACUUAUGCAUUGAAACAAUAUCAGAUGGUCACAGUGUACUAAUCUUUUGUACAACAAAAAAUUGGUGUGAAAAGUUAGCCGAACAAAUAGCAGCUGCGUUUUACAAAUUAGGUCGAGAAAAUACAUCACUUGGUACAACUUUAAGGCAGCAGUUAGAUGCUACAUUAAUUUCUGAAACGUUGGAACAAUUAAAACGUAGCCCAACAGGUUUGGAUAAUGUUUUAAAACGCACAGUUUCUUUUGGAAUAGCUUUUCAUCAUGCUGGUCUAACUAUGGAUGAACGUGAUAUCAUAGAAGGAUCUUUCAGAUCAGGAUCUUUGAGAGUGCUUGUGGCAACAUCAACUUUAAGUAGUGGAGUAAAUUUGCCAGCUCGAAGAGUAAUUAUUAGAUCUCCAAUGUUCGGUGGUAGAUUAUUGGAUAGUCUUACCUACAAACAAAUGAUAGGUCGAGCGGGCAGGAUGGGGAAAGAUACAGCAGGAGAAAGUAUACUCAUGUGUAAACCAAAUGAACAGAAAGCAGCUGAAUUACUAUUAUCAGCUAAUUUGAAACCAAUUAUGUCAUGUCUUAAAGACUCAACACCUUUAAUUCGAGCUCUUCUUGAAGCAAUAGCUAGUGAAGUUGUACAUACUCCAUUAGAUCUUGAAUUGUACACCAAAUGUACUUUAAUACAUUUAUGCAAUGAAGACAUAACAGAGAAUCCAUCAAAUGAAGCAAUUCAAUUUUUAGUAGACAAUGAGUUUUUACUACUACAAAAGACUGAAGAAGAGCAUAGAUGGGUAGCUACUGCUUUUGGAAAAGCAUGUUUGGCUGCUUCUAUACCGCCUAGGGAUGGUCUGUUUUUACUUGAAGAGUUACAAAAAGCAAGACGCUGUUUCGCCCUAGAUACAGAAUUGCACGUGAUAUAUUUAGUUACACCUCUUAGUUCUGGAAACCAAAUUGGAAGCAUCGAUUGGAUGAUUUACUUGGAAUUAUGGAAAAUGCUUUCAGAAAGUGAACGAAGAGUCGGUCAACUCGUUGGCGUAGAAGAGCGUUUUCUAGCAUCGGCUGUUAGAGGCAUCGUACGACCUGGAAAAUCACUCAAUAUACAUAAAAGAUUCUAUACAGCAUUAGCUUUACAUGAUUUAGUACGCGAGGUUCCUCUUAACGCAGUUUGUAAGAAAUACGGCUGUUGUCGAGGAGUUCUUCAAAGUUUACAACAAUCAGCUGCUACUUUUGCUGGAAUGGUUACACAAUUUUGUAAACAAUUAAGUUGGGACUGUAUGGAAUUAUUGGUCUCUCAAUUUCAAGCACGUUUGCAAUUCGGCGUGUGUAGAGAAUUGCUAGACUUACUACGUCUUUCAAUGUUAAAUGGACUUCGUGCUAGAAGUCUUUACAAACAAGGAAUUAUGACCGUAGCAGAUUUAGCAGUUGCUAAUGAGCUUGAUGUUGAACGUGCACUUUAUAAAGCUCUGCCCUUUGAAAGUGAAAAAGAACAUGACGGAGAGCAUGAAUCAGAAGCAGUGAAACGAAAUAAAAUAAGAACUGUAUUUGUAACUGGAAGAGAUGGUAUGACACCACAUGAAGCUGCAAUUAUGUUAGUACAAGAAGCCAGAUUACUAGUUCAGAACGAACUAGGACUACAUGAUAUGUCAUGGAAACAAAAUGAACAGUCUGUUAUUACAAAUGAACCUCAAAGUAUAACUAACUCACGCAUACAGCAAAGUAUAUUACAAAAUAAAAAACAUUCAAAUUCACAAGCAACAAAUAUUGAAAUUAUUAUACCUAAUGAUUCGAAAAUUGAAAGUGAAGCAAACAAUGAACUUGGAGAAAAAAAUAUACAGAUAUUAAAUCUACCCACUAUCGGAAAUAUUAACUCUAUUAAUCAGCGUGAAGAAUCCUUAGAUAAUAAAUUAAAUAAUGAUGCAAAGUCUAAAAUUAAUUCAAAUAUGACAGACAAUCUUAAACAUAUUGAAUGUAAUCUGCAGUCUGACUUAGUUGAAGAAACCAAAAAUGAUAAUAUAAAACUUACUGAUCAAUUAUUGCAAUCAGAUAUUUCAAACUCAGUAAAUGAUAAACUAUCCUCUGAUUUUUUUGAGGUCAGUAGUCCAAAGAUGGCAUCUGAUUCUCAAAGAAAAAGGGAUAGUGAAUCCGUGAUCAGUAUUAACAAAUCUACAAAAAAUCAAAUUCAAAGUGUUAAACAUACGAUAAAGAUAGAUAUAGACAUAGAAGACAUAGAAAGUUCACAAAAUUCCAGUUAUGUAACAUCAAAAAAAAGAAAAAUCUCGAAUGAAAUGAAUAUAAAUAAUGUUACACGAAUAUCCAGUUUUGAAGAUAAUGAUAAACAAAGGGUUUCAAGAAGUCCUAGUCUAUUUGAUGAUAGUUUAAAUCUUGAUACGCAAAUGUUUAAUGUUCUUGAACAAAACAUAAUUGAUUCUUUACAUAUCUCAGAAUUUGAAGUGACCAGACUGUCUGAAUCUAAACCAGUAACUGAGAAUAAUGUAGAAACAAAGUUACUACCUGCCAAAAACGUUUAUGUUGAAACCCCAAUUAAACGUGAUGCAAAUGUUAAUAACAUAAAUAAAAAUUCAGUUAAUUUGACAGUCUCACAAUCAAAACCAAACAUAAUUUCGUGGAGAGAAGAUUCCUGGAAUGAAUCAAAUAAAUUAACAGAAAAGAUAAACCAGAUCAAUGAAAAGAAUAAAGCGGAUAUAUCAGUCACAUGUAAUAUAAGGAAUAUACAAAAUACAAAUAUACAACAUAUUCAAGAAAGUACUGGUAUAAACUAUGCUAUGCCAGAAAAGAAAAAGAAAUGUAAUGAUAAAUAUCCAGAUACUCCUAAUGGCUUGAACAAGUUAUCUCUGAAACGUAGAUUAAAAGAUAAAUCUGUAGAAAAGUCACCUGUUGCAAAUAUCAUAAUGUACGGUAAAAACCGGACAUUAUCAUUAGACUCAAACAAAUCAGAUUCGGAUGAUAUCGUAAUUCCUUCCCAAAAUAUGCACACACCUACUACAAGUAUUAAGAUAAAAAAUAAAUUGGAUUCUGAGAAAAAGAAAAAAUCAAAUACACAAAAGAUUUCCAAAACUGUGUUGAGCAACGAGUACCCAACUACUGCUUCAAAUACGAUAGAAGUGGAAAAACAUAAGAUUAAACCAACAUUAAAGAAAAUACUUGCUCAUAAUUUAUUAAUUCAUAAAGAUUGUAGUGCAGAUAGUGCAAUUUCAAAUUCAGAUGAGGAUACUCCAAUAAAAUCAGCAAAAAUCUUACAGAAAUCUAAAAUUAACAUAAAGGAAACACAAAAGCCGAUUGAAACAUAUUCAGAAUCUGAAGCUCGAGGUAAUACAAGUGACAAAAUUAAUUGGAACACGUUAAAUAUUAUAAAAGUUGGAAGUGAUAGAGGAACAUUCAAUUUAUUCAAACGUGAAGUAAUGCAAAGGAGAUACAUCGCUUUGGCUGUAAGUUGUGAAUUGUAUAAGAAUGAUGCAUAUACUAUUGGCUCUAAAAUUAUGAGUUCCACCACUACUGAUAGAAAAAAAAGAUCUAAGAAGCUAGAAAAUUAUGUUGACGAAGAUAGAAAAGUAUGUGGUGCUGCUAUUUCUUGGGAAAGUAAUAUUGCAUAUUACAUUUCUUUUGGUAACGACCGAGAUUUAAAAGUUCCAGGCAAGGAACAAAUGAAGCUGCUAAAAGAAAUACUUAAUAAUACACAUUUACAUAUAAAAUGUUAUGCAGCCAAGGAGACAUUUAAAAUCUUAUAUAGAUGUUGUGAUAUUAUUGCGAGUUGCAAAUUUCUAGAUCCAAAAGUGGCAAAUUGGCUGUAUGAUAGUGAAAUUUAUGAAAAAAAUUUCAGUGAAAUGGUAGAAAAUGUAAAAGAAUAUUUUCCAGAAGGAUGUUUCAUAAUGAAACGAGUAGAUACUUGUUCUAUAACAGGGCCUGGAUUAAAUAUAAAAAGCUCCAUACCAGGGGAAUUUCGAGCAUCUGCAGAAACUGUACUUACGUGGCACAUAACAGAUAUUCUUCUAAAUAAACUAGAACGUUUGAGUCCAACGUUGUUGUAUACAUAUAAAGAUAUUGAAAUGAAAACCGUAAUUCUAUUGGCUUGUAUGGAAUUAACUGGUUUAGGUGUAUCUUUAAAGUCAUUACAAGAUCUGUCUUCUGCUAUCCAUCAAGAAAUAAUGUCUUUAGAACAACGAGCAUAUGCAUUAUCAGGAAUGAAAUUUAAUUUUUUAUCGUCUAAGGAAGUUGGCAAGGUGUUAGGAUUAUACAAAGGGAAAAAAAUUAGUGUUAAUAAAGCUGUUCUAGAACAGUCUGAUCAUCCUGUAGCUAAUCUUGUUAUGUCAUGGCGUAAAUUAAGCGCCACUCAAUCUAAAAUUAUUAAUCCAAUUUUGAAUCUGGCUCAAACCAAUUCUCGUAUUCAUGGUAAUUGUAUUACAUACACAUUGACUGGUAGAGUAUCAAUGCAUGAGCCAAAUUUGCAAAAUAUUCCAAGAGACUUUAAUUCUGAAGAUAAUAGCUUUGUCAUAAGUGUUCGUAUGGCAUUUGUACCAGUUGUAGGAAAUGUUAUGCUAUCAGCAGACUACUGUCAGCUUGAAUUAAGAAUAUUAGCCCAUUUUUCUAAAGAUAUGACAUUGUGCGACACAAUGAGGAAGCCAGGAGAUAUUUUUAAGAAUAUUGCGGCGACUUGGAACCAUGUAUCUGAAAACCAAGUUGAUGACAAAAUGCGUCAACAUACAAAACAGUUAUGUUAUGGAAUGAUUUAUGGUAUGGGAGUGAAAACGCUUGCAGAAAAUUUAUCUAUGGAUGAAAUUAAAGCAAAAGAAUUUUUAGAAUCUUUUAAGACUGCAUACCCAGGUAUAUCGAAAUGGUUAACCAGUGUACAAGAGGAAGCACGAGCAAAUAAAUAUGUAACAACUAUCCUAGAAAGGCGAAGAAUGCUUUCUAGUUUAACAAGCUCGGAUUUAGCAGAAAAAGCUCAAGCGGAACGUCAAGCAGUGAACACUAAAAUACAAGGUUCAGCAGCAGAUAUUGCAAAAAAGGCAAUGGUCAAUAUUGAAGAAAGAAUGCGAUUCGAAUUUCCAACUUCAUCAGCAAUUAUGCCUACUGUUAAUUCUACACGCAAAUUAAGAAGUAAUAGCAAAGUUACACUACAAAGAGGUGGCUUCUUGGUGUUACAACUUCAUGAUGAAUUACUAUAUGAGGUGAACAUAAAUGAUUUACGACAAGUUGCAACAAUAGUGAAAGAAUCAAUGGAACAAGUAUGUCAACUUGCAGUGCCAUUACCAGUAAAACUCAAAGUUGGUCCAGCUUGGGGAGAUCUUUCUGAGUACAAUCUCUAAUAUUUUGUAUUCAUAUGUGUGCUUUUUAGCAUAACUAUUCCAGUGAAUCAUGUUUCAGAUAAUUAUUAUUUAUUGUUAUAUUUAAUGAAUUUGUAAUAUUAUGCGUUUUUUGUGUGCAUUCACAAUGAUUAAUUAUCCUCAGUAUAAUAAUUUAAAAUAAUGAAUUGUAUACUUUUUUCAUGUAUAAAUAACAUAUUUAUUUACUAUA